This is a messenger RNA of Armigeres subalbatus, 2991 nucleotides long. RefSeq lists its product as uncharacterized. Lineage: Eukaryota; Metazoa; Arthropoda; Insecta; Diptera; Culicidae. The record is from RefSeq and is a predicted model, not a curated record. Gene Ontology annotation, molecular function: nucleic acid binding; zinc ion binding. The transcript has 4 exons. Bases 1 to 2991 code for a protein of 996 amino acids.
AUGAGCAACAAUCUUCGCGAGCUGGAGAAGCAGGACAGAAACGCCAGGAAGGCUUUGGAAGGAAUGCAAUAUUUUCUCGAACAUUAUGAGCCCAACCAAGUUGACCAAUUGCCGGUGCGUCUCCAAAGAUUGGAAGAAGUCUUCAAAGAGUUCCACGCGGUUCGUAGGAAGAUAGAGCUGCUGACCGACGAUGUCUUCGACGAACAGGAACUCGAACAGAAGGAGUCUGACCAGAAGGAGUCCAAGGAGCAGCGAAAAGCCCGUAUUGUCGGCUUGCGUGCGGAACGAGAAGAGCAAAAUGUAAAGAUUGUAAUGAAAGUUGAGAACCUCUAUUGUAAAUUAAAGGCUGGUUUUACACGGUUGUUGCCCGUUGCCAAUCCUGUCGUUCAACCAGUGCCCCAAGCCGCUACAGCCGCCGUUUCUCGGGUGAAGCUGCCUGAAAUUCGUCUACCAAGUUUCAGUGGACAGCUGAGAGAAUGGUUGACAGCUACGGAUAAGUUCACGUACCUGCGGUCAUCGUUGACCGAAGAAGCCCUCCAGGAAAUCAACUCUGUUGAAGUUACCGAAGCGACCCGGAUAAAAAUUUACAGUACCUUGUUUCUAAAAAUGAAGAUUCCGGAUAGGUCGGAUGCAGUACGUCGAACUAAGUUGUGCUUUAACUGUCUGUCUGCGGGACAUCAGGCAAAGUCAUGUGUCAAGGGCUGCUGUCACCACUGUCAGCAGAAACAUCACUCACUGUUACAUCCUGAGUCAAUUUCGCAACAAAUUCCACCGGUCACAUCCCCCGUCCCGUCGCAGACGAUUCCACGCGUGUCAAUUCCGCAGCAACAAUCACAAUCACACAGCCAAGGCCAAUACACUCAUCACCAGACCACACAACCCUCCACGAGCGCUCUCCCUAUCACUCACUCACCAAACACUCAGCUACCCUCCACCACAAACCAGACAUGCACAGACCAGAAUAAUGUUUCACUACCAGUCUGUAUACAGAACCGCACUGGAGACGUUCUCCUGUCUACAGCAAUCAUCAAUAUCAAGGAUCAGUAUGGAGCAACACGACUAGCUAGAGCCUUGUUAGAUUCGUGUUCGCAAUUCUGCUUUAUGACCACGGCGUUUAGUCAAAAACUAAACCUCCGUGGAUUUCCCGACUACCUGGAAGUUCAAGGAAUCGGUGGUUUGAAAUCCAUAUCACGAAGACGAGUCACGGCUUGUGUCCUUCCCCGGUUCAGUAAUGUUUUGUCCUACAACGAGGACAUGUCGUUCUACGUUCUGCCUGAGUUGACAACGACACUGCCAGCUAAAAAGGUGAAUAUUGGUCGAUGGAAACCACCGUCUCACAUGGUUUUGGCCGACCCGCAGUUUUUCGAACCUGGGCCGAUCGACGUUAUCAUUGGAGCCGAAUUUUUCUUCGACCUCCUCACCGACGGUAGAAACAAGAUCUACGAGGGAGGUCCCACGCUACAGAACACAGUCUUCGGAUGGAUCGUUUCAGGACAAAUUUCUUCCCGACCAACGAAUCCACCGCAAACAGUGUCGCUUUCAUGCACACUUGCUGAUAUUCACAACCAGUUAGCACAUUUCUGGGAGCUGGAAUCCUGUAAAUCCAAUAGCAUCCAGUCCGUCGAGGAAUCGACGUGCGAAACAAUCUACGAUGAGACUACCACCCGUAAUGACAGUGGGAAAUUCGUAGUAUCUCUACCAAAAAAAGAAUUUGUCAUGCAGUUACUUGGAGAAAGUGAAGCAAUAGCCACCAAACGUUUCUUGGCAUUGGAACGACGACUUGAAGCUCAACCUGAACUGAAAAACCAAUAUCACCAGUUUAUUCAUGAAUAUGAGCAACUUGGUCAUAUGAAGUUAGUGGACUCCGGUGAUGCAGAGUUUCCUGUAUACUUUCUUCCGCAUCAUGCAGUCCUGAAGCCGGAUAGUACCACUACAAAACUGCGCGUAGUGUUCGACGCAUCUUGUAAAACGUCCACAGGGGUCUCACUAAACGAUGCUCUGAUGACAGGACCAGUUGUGCAGGAUGAUCUCAUGUCCAUCCAGCUGCGUUUCCGGCUUCAUAGAAUAGCCAUAAUGGCGGACGUCGAGAAAAUGUAUCGGAUGAUCCUGGUUUAUCCUUCCGAUCAACGGCUUCAGUGUAUCCUCUGGAGAAAAUCGACGCGAGAACCAAUUCGCACCUACCAGCUUACUACAGUAACUUACGGUACAGCGUGUGCACCAUACUUAGCAACCAAGAGUCUGCAGCGUUUAUCGGAACUUGGAUCAGAGAUGUACCCUUUGGCGGCGAGGGCACUGAAGAAUGAUUUCUACGUAGACGAUAUGCUGACCGGAGCAGACAAUAUUGAAACUGCGUCUCAGAUGAUGAAUGAAAUGAUCAAGCUUACGUCUUCCGGUGGGUUUAAUCUGAGGAAAUGGAGCUCCAACUCCAGUACACUUUUGGAUCUACUACCGGAUAAUCUCAUAAGCAGCCGGCCAGCCUUAGAACUUGAUUCAGCAAGCACGCUAGUGAAAACACUUGGCCUACUCUGGGACACCUCCACUGACUGUUUUAUCUUUCGGUCACCUGACUGGAAUAAAGACGCUGUCAUUACCAAGCGAGUCGUACUUGCAGAUACGGCACGCUUAUUUGAUCCUCUUGGCUUGGUGGGACCAGUUAUCGUUACGGCAAAGAUAUUCGUACAAGAGCUGUGGAAGGAGAAGUGUGACUGGGAUGACCCAUUACCCAAAUCGUACAGUAAUUUUUGGAUCGAAUACAGAAGAAAUCUAUCCGCACUCUCCUCGCUAUCCAUUCCUCGCAAAGCGUACGGAGCAUGCCUUUACUUACGCAGCACUACUUUUAGCGGUUCAGUGGAGAUACGUCUCAUCACGGCAAAAUCGAAGGUCGCUCCGCUAGAAGAUCUUAAACGGAAGAAAAAAGGUCCAGACGACUCCUCGACUGGAACUCUCCGGAGCGUUAUUGCUGGCUCAUCUUUAUCAGAAGUUUGUUGGUAG